AUGUCUACUCAACCCAAGAGGACCCUAGACGCCUUUUUCAGGCCUCAAGUUCCAACCGUACAGCCAAUCAGCUUUUCUCAAUCUGUAGCAACACCACCACCACCACCAACAUUACAGCCAUUACCAACGCCACCUAAGAGCUUCUAUCGGCCUACCGGACCUAGCACCCCAAACGCGAUCUUGCCUGAUCGGGUGUUGUUCGAAGGAGGACAUAUACCUAGUAGAAUAAUAACUGGUGGUCAAGCGCAUAGAACUCACCAAAAUCAAUCCAGACAUCGUUUGAAGUCUUGUAACUCAUGUCAUCUACCUCUUCGGCCCUCACCACCUUCUUAUAUACAACCAUUUCGCUGGACAAAGACUGAGAUCAAGACAAUGAUGGACAAAGUUUAUCCUGAAUGGGAAUCAUCCAGUGCAUGUCGGGCACUUUAUUACGAUCAUACCACUAUAAGCAGUAAUAAUAAUAGUAGUAGUACCCAUCAACCCUGGGCUGAGAAAUAUAGCCCAGCCAACCUAGAUGGUAUGCUAGCCAAUAAGCAAGAAUCGAUUCAACUUUGGGACUGGCUAAAAUACAAGAAAGUAUCUAAUCGUGGAAGACUUGUCUCCGAAGAUCUGGAAAUGGAACAUUUGACACUGAUGGAAAAUGAAGUUGAUGAACAUGGAUUUCUAACUAAUGCGGGAUUCGAACGUUUCUGGGGAAAUCCAUACGAGGAUCAGACAAAAGAGAAGAAGCCAAAACUGAAGUCAAAGCAACAUGGAAAUGAUAAGAAGAAGACUAGGCCACCUGAAACUUCGUUGGUGCUACUUGUGGGGCCAACGGGUGUGGGCAAAACCGCUGCAGUAUAUGCCGCUGCAAAGGAAAUAGGAUACGAGGUUUUUGAAGUUCAUGCAGGAAUGAGACGUUCUGGCAAGGAUAUUAUAGCAGCAGUUGGUGCCAUGACUGAAAGCCACUUGGUUACAUUUAGCAAAACAGGGGAUAAACGACGAGGUGAAGUCUCCAAACCAAAUCUGCCAAACAAGCGAAGAGUAAAACCUGAGCCACCAGCAGUGCCUACAAACGUUGGGCUUAUGCGACAUUUUGCACGCAUCAAACCUAUUGAGAAGGUUGCAGAAGAAUAUAUAGAUGUUAUGCAUAUAGAUCCAAUAAUAGAUGAUGCAAUGGAUAUAGUAGAGAAUGAAGAGGAGAAAUAUGAGACCAACGAACCCCAGGAGCCUAAGGAAAGUCUGAUCCUGUUGGAUCAAGUAGAUAUACUAUAUGAAGAAGACAAAGGAUUUUGGUCAGCAGUAGAAGAAUUAUCAGACAAAAGUCGGCGACCUAUAAUCAUGACUUGUAACGAUACAAGUACGAUCCCGAUUGAGAGUUUACGGUUAUACGGGAUAUUGCAUUUCGAAUCUCCUCCGACAGAAGUACUAUUGCCAUGGUUGCAGCUUAUAUGUUUUGCAGAAGGGUUUUUUGUACCUCCUGUAGACUUGGUGUGUCUGGUGGCCUGGGUAGGAGACGUGCGCCAGAUCAUAAAUACAUUACAAGUGUGGUGUCCACAGUUUGAUCUGGGGGAUGAUAUCUCAGAUGAGUGGAAGAGGGACUGCACGGGACUUUUUGGGGUCUAUAUUGAAUAUGAAUUGCAUGAAGAUGAUCCAUUGAUUAGGAUGUACGAGGAAUAUCAGAAACAUCAGAUAGAUUCAUCACUAUCAUCUUUAAAACCUUUUGUUCCAGAAUUAGAAGUUUCGUCGUCAACAACAUUAGACGCGUUGUGGCGUAGCUUGGAAGUGGCUUCGGUUCAAGACGCGUUUAUGGCCCACCCUAAUGAUCCGUUGCAAGAAGAAGAGAAAGUAUGGGAGUCAUCCAAGGAUCACCCUUCUGGUACUGGUCGGCUGUGGGAUGUGCCGUCUGACCCGAACCAACUGGCACAGGAAAUUCAGACAGUUCUGACUCGGCUGGCCCGGAGCGUGCAUGGGACCCAUGGAGCUUAUGGUUGGGAGAUUCUGGAAAAGAACACAAAGAUACGAAAAGAGAAUAUGUUAGAGGCUUGCGAACCUAUUCUUCCUCUAAGAACUAUUGUUCAACCACGUAAUUCAGAGUUACUUGAUUACUUACCACAUAUUCAAAUAAUGUGUAAGCGACCUUCCCGCCCAAAUAGCCGUAAUCGUACUUUACGCUCUCGUCGCUAUAAGCCGUAUUUGGCCCUGAGUGAAGAAAGCAUUGAGAUACUUACCACAUCACCCCCUCAACAGAUGACUGACAUGCAUCAAUAG
Molecule: messenger RNA, 2250 nt
Organism: Phycomyces blakesleeanus NRRL 1555(-)
Lineage: Eukaryota; Fungi; Mucoromycota; Mucoromycetes; Mucorales; Phycomycetaceae
Exons: 3
Coding region: 1-2250 (749 amino acids)
Cellular component (GO): nucleus
Molecular function (GO): ATP binding; ATP hydrolysis activity; DNA binding
Source: RefSeq, a predicted model, not a curated record